Rhodotorula toruloides NP11 is the source of this 1071-nucleotide messenger RNA. Its product is annotated as Kelch repeat containing protein. NCBI's taxonomy places the organism in Eukaryota, Fungi, Basidiomycota, Microbotryomycetes, Sporidiobolales, Sporidiobolaceae. Bases 1 to 1071 code for a protein of 356 amino acids. The record is from RefSeq and is a predicted model, not a curated record. Gene Ontology annotation, molecular function: protein binding. The transcript has 4 exons.
AUGCCAACCCUCACCGCCUCCUGGCGCAAGAUCGCCACGCUCGACACCCUCCAGCGCUCAUCUCACUCGCUCGCAGUCACAGGCGGGAAGGCUUACAUCUUUGGGGGAGAGUUGAAGCCUCGACAGCCGGUCGAUGCGGAUGUGCAUGUGUUGGAUGUCGAGGAUGGAUCCCUCUCGACCCUCUCCUCCUCCUCCUCGAACUCCUCCCCCUGGCCCCCCUCCCACGUCGGCGCAACCCUCACCUCCUCCUCCUCCUCCGAUACCUCCCUCUAUCUCUGGGGCGGCCGCGGAGGCAAAGACAUGUCCGCCCUCACGUCCGACUCGGGCACGAUUUGGAAGUUCGAUACGAAGGAUCAGCGGUGGGAGGAGGUUGAGACGCGGGGAGAGAGGCCAGAGGGGAGGAGUUAUCAUACGAUGUGUGCGAUGGGGGACACCCUCUACCUCCACGCCGGCUGCCCCUCCGCCGGCCGCCUCUCAACCCUGCACUCCCUCUCCCUCACCACCCUCUCCUGGUCCGCACUCCCCUCCGCCCCUGAACCCGGUCGCGGCGGAACAGUCCUCACUGCUCUCCCUGGUGGGAGGUUCUUGGCGAGGUUUGGAGGGUUCGCGGGGUAUGAGUUGGGUGGGUUGGAUGUGUUUGAUGUGCGCGCAAAGGAGUGGAGGAGUAUUGAGGCGGGUGUAGAGGGAGGAGGCGAAGGUCCUCCGAAACGGAGCGUUCAUGCGUUCGUCGGAUUGAGGGAGGAACUUGAUCUAGGCGAUGGGAGCGGGAAGAAAGUCGUGGCGUUGAUGGCUAUGGGCGAGCGUGAGGCCGCACCAAAAGAGUUAGGCCACGACGGAGCUGGAUUCUUCCACUCAGACUCUUACGCCCUCCUCUCCCAUCCCACCAGCACCUCCACCCUUCCUCAAUUCUCCUGGCUCAAAAUUUCGCCGUCCGGUCCGACUCCCUCUCCGCGCGGAUGGCUCGCCUCGGCGCUUUCGCCUUCGGGCCGAGGGCUCGUCGUGCAUGGGGGACUGGACGAGCGGAAUGAGCGGUUGGGGGAUGCGUGGGUGUUGGAGUUGAGCGUCGAGUAG